Messenger RNA from Rubroshorea leprosula, 3353 nucleotides. NCBI's taxonomy places the organism in Eukaryota, Viridiplantae, Streptophyta, Magnoliopsida, Malvales, Dipterocarpaceae. The record is from the annotation of a GenBank genome assembly.
CUCUCCCUACCCUCUUGCCUUUUCCCUUCGUCUGUGAAUUCUCCCCUUCCCCUUCGAAACCCUAAAACCGAAGGUCUGCUCUGCCCAAGCUCAGGUAGAAAAUUUCUUAUAGGUGGAACUCUGUUGAUGCUGGCUGCUUUCUCUGUACCUUUGCUGAUUGUUUUGUAAAAAUGCCAGGCACGUUGCCAAUCUUGCCUCUUCCAGCACCUCCUUCUGAUGGAAAUCUUGGGCCUCUGCCUGCAUCUCAACUGCCAGAGGAAACGGAGGAAGAUAAAUCAACAAAUGAGGAGCAGAACAAGGCCAAAUUGGCUCCUGCCUCAGUUGCAACUCACACCAGGAGUAUUGGAAUUAUACAUCCUCCCCCAGAUAUCAAAAACAUUGUGGAUAAAACGGCUCAGUUUGUUGCAAAGAAUGGACCUGAAUUUGAGAAAAGGAUUAUCGCCAACAAUGCUAACAAUGCAAAGUUCAAUUUCUUGAGUGGCUCAGAUCCCUACCAUGCUUACUAUCAACAUCGUUUGUCUGAAUUCCGUGCUCAGAAUCAGUCUUCCACACAGCAACUUCCUUCCCAGCCUGCAGAAUCUGCUGUUCCUGAGUCAGCUUCAACAGUUUCUGCUGGUGUUGUUAAUGAAGAAGCAGCGAAGCCUGAUCCCUCUGCCCAGUUUAGACCACCUCCCCGCAAGAAUCUUGAACCACCAGAAGCAGCACAAUAUACUGUUAGACUUCCUGAAGGUAUUACUGGGGAAGAACUUGAUAUUAUAAAGCUCACUGCACAGUUUGUGGCUCGAAAUGGGAAGUCUUUCUUAACAGGAUUAUCUAGUAGAGAGAUGAACAAUCCCCAGUUCAACUUUUUGAGGCCAACUCAUAGCAUGUUUACAUUUUUUACUGAACUUGCUGAUGCCUAUUCAAAAGUGUUGAUGCCACCGAAGGGUUUGACAGAGAAGCUGAGAAAGAGUGUCUCAGACAUGACUACUGUUCUUGAACGGUGCUUGCAUCGCUUAGAAUGGGAGCGCUCACAGGAACAGGCAAGGCAGAAAGCUGAAGAUGAAAUUGAGCAGGAGAGACAGCAAAUGCAAAUGAUUGAUUGGCAUGAUUUUGUUGUGGUUGAAACUAUAGACUUUGCAGAUGAUGAAGAUGAGGACUUACCUCCUCCAAUGACCCUUGAGGAGGUUAUAAGGAGGAGCAAGAUAUCUGCUAUAGAAGAAGAUGAAAUUGUUGAGCCUGGAAAGGAGGUAGAAAUGGAAAUGGAUGAAGAAGAGGUCCAGCUCGUUGAGGAAGGCAUGAGAGCUGCUACACUUGGAGAGAAUGAUAGUGAAAAGAAGGAUGUGAAGGUAAAUGAGGAACCAGAACGACCAAUGAGGAUUGUGAAGAACUGGAAGAGACCUGAAGAGAGAAUCCCUGCAGAAAGAGACCCUACCAAGUUUGUUGUUUCUCCAAUUACUGGAGAGCUAAUUCCCAUUAAUGAGAUGUCUGAGCACAUGAGAAUUUCCCUCAUUGAUCCCAAGUACAAGGAGCAGAAAGAGAGAAUGUUUGCUAAGAUUCGGGAGACAACACUUGCUCAGGAUGAUGAGAUCUCAAGAAACAUUGUGGGGCUUGCACGAACACGUCCUGAUAUCUUUGGUACCACAGAGGAAGAAGUAUCUAAUGCUGUGAAGGCAGAGAUUGAAAAGAAGAAAGAUGAGCAACCAAAGCAGGUUAUAUGGGAUGGGCAUACUGGAAGCAUUGGGCGUACUGCUAACCAGGCAAUGUCUCAAAAUAUUAACGGAGAUGAUCAAAGUGAUACUGCUAAUGGUGAUGCAAAGAACCUUCCUGGUCCCGCUGCCCCUCCUCCCCGACCUGGUGUCCCAUUAGUUCGCCCUCUUCCUCCACCACCUGGGCUGGCAUUGAACCUCCCUCGUGUGCCUCCAAACACAGUCCAAUAUUCAGCUCCAUCCAGUGGUGGGCUUCCAGUUCCAUUACCUCAAUCCAGGCCAAUUGGUGUACCAAUGAUGCCACCAUCUAUUCGCCCAUCACAACCUCCAAUGCCAAUGCCACCCGGCCAACCACCCAUUAUGAUGAAUCGGCCACCUCAAAUGCCUCUAUCCAUGACUAUGAAUCCACCACCGCCACCAGGAUCUCAAUUUACACCUAUGGCAGUUCCCCGAGCUUUUGCUCCUGUUCCAGUUCCACCACCUGCCAUGCCUAUGAUGCAGCCACCACCUCCUUUGCCUCAAGGAGUGCCUCCACCACCACCACCUGAAGAAGCUCCUCCACCACUUCCCGAAGAACCUGAGCCAAAGAGGCAGAAGCUUGAUGAUUCCACACUUAUUCCAGAAGAUCAGUUUCUUGCCCAACAUCCGGGACCUGUUCGUAUCACUGUCUCUGUUCCCAACCUUGAUGAAGGAAAUCUCAGAGGGCAACUUCUUGAGAUCACUGUGCAGGCCUUGUCAGAAACUGUUGGCAGUUUAAAGGAGAAAAUUGCUGGGGAGAUCCAGCUUCCUGCAAACAAACAGAAAUUGAGUGGAAAAGCUGGAUUUCUCAAGGACAAUAUGUCACUUGCAUACUAUAAUGUUGGAGGGGGGGAAACCCUUACUCUUUCUUUGAGGGAGCGUGGUGGUAGAAAGAGAUGAAUCAGUUCCAUCACCUGACCAUUCAAGGUUUUGAGGGAUCUUAGAAUUAAUGCAGGCCCAUCUGUUCUUUUCUGAUAUUAUGUUAGAGAUUAUAUUUGUCAUGUACUAUUUAGAUCACUAUCACAAACUUGUUUAAACUUUUGUUUGUCUUUUAAACUGAUGGCAAGUCUGAUGUCUACUACAGAUAUGCACUUGACAAGUCUCUUGAGGACAAUGGGCGGCGUACCUCUUGUUUAAGCAGAGAAGUUAUAUGUUGUUUGAAGUUUUAAUAUUUUCUAUGCUGAAUUAGCACCCGGCAACCUAUUGUAGGGUGUAUUUCAUCUAUGUCUUAUGUCUUGUGCCUAUGCUUUCCUUUAUUUUUGAUAAUGUCUUGUCCCCAAACUAGUCAAGCAAUGAUUUUGAUUGUUGGUUUUCUCUGAUGUUUUUUUUUGUUCCCCGCUCCUGGAAGGUGCUUCUUCCUGUCUCAUAAUUCGAGAUGACUUAUAGGGCUGUGGAUCCAGGUGAAGGCUUUAUUGUCAUCCUGGUUCAUGCUUGAGCAUGUGGUGUCUGUACUCUUGCCGGCACAGCAGAGACGGGUAUCAAGAUGGAGGUAGCAUAGGUGAUUGUCCCCUGGCAGUUUCUCUCUAUGAUUGCAGUCUGGCCUUGGCUUUAUACAUGUCAUGGUGUCAUCUGCUUAUAAAUCAAGUUAGAAUCGAUGUAUGGCGCAAUCCAUUGAUCCAAUGCAUUGAGUAAAUUAGUUCCUAUAAU